This is a messenger RNA of Daphnia carinata, 1542 nucleotides long. RefSeq names its product BUB3-interacting and GLEBS motif-containing protein ZNF207-like (gene BuGZ). Gene Ontology annotation, cellular component: nucleus. NCBI's taxonomy places the organism in Eukaryota, Metazoa, Arthropoda, Branchiopoda, Diplostraca, Daphniidae. Bases 128 to 1222 code for a protein of 364 amino acids. The record is from RefSeq and is a predicted model, not a curated record. Gene Ontology annotation, molecular function: DNA binding. The transcript has 6 exons.
AUUGUGUGACAUGAAAUGUUACUGCUGUAAGCAGGCGGCCAUUAAGUCUCAAUUUUCACAAGGGUUAAUAUUGAAGUAGUAAAAAGAGUUUUAUCCAAUCUUUUUGAUUACGUGAUAUUUGUCAAAAAUGGGAAGGAAGAAGAAAAAGCCAUCGAAACCUUGGUGCUGGUACUGUAACCGAGACUUCGAUGAUGAGAAAAUCCUACUACAACAUCAGAAAGCCAAACAUUUUAAGUGUCAUAUUUGCCACAAAAAACUAUAUACUGGACCUGGGCUAUCGAUACACUGCAUGCAGGUUCAUAAGGAAACAUUGGAUAGGGUGCCGAACUCUCUGCCUAACAGAGGAAAUAUUGAAAUUGAAAUUUAUGGCAUGGAAGGAAUACCAGAAGCUGAUAUUAGAGAUCACGAGGCACAGAAACAAGCCGGCAGGAUAACAACUGCUGCAGGAGCUGACAGUAGUGAUGAAGAGGGAGGAUCUUCAGCAAAAAGAGCAAAAACAGCUCAACCGGCAGGUCAAGAAUCAACUGGUCCAAGCAUUCCAUCACUUGGAUCCAUGCCAAUAACCCCAAUGCUUGCGUCUCCUUUCAUGGGCAUGGGUCCCAUGAAUCCUUACUUAGGGCAUUUACCCCUGCCGAUGAUGGGAACAGUGCCACAAAUGCCUCUCCCUGGUGGAGCAAUUUCCUCACCUCAGACACCAUCAAAGCCUCUUUUUGCAUCUUCUAGCAGCCCAUCCUCCAGCAAUAGUGCCUCCAAGCCAGCAUUUGCUGCAUACAGUUCUUCUGGUGCUGGAGCAACUAUUGUUGGAGAAUCAACUGUUCCCAAAAAGUCAGGUGUCAUUGCCACUCAAGCUGGAUCCAGCAAAAUAAUGCACCCAGAAGAGGAUCUCUCAUUGGCAAAAUUACGGGCACGAUUUCCUCGCUAUCAAAGAAACUCAGUACCAACAAGCAUGCCUCAGAUGUCCGUUGCCAGCCCGCAAAAUACUACAGUGGGCCCUGUGAGUACCGUAAACAGUGGGCAAAUGGGCUUGCCGAUGGGCCAUCUUCCCGCCGGUAUGAUGAUCCCUAUGCCCAUGGCACACAUGGCGCUCCCACCCCAUAUGCAAAUGGGAAUGGGUCCUAUGGGACUGCUCCGUGCACCACACAUGCCUCCUGGCAUGCCUGGAGGAUUCUCUCCAUAUGGUGCUCCUCUCGGCUUUCCAAUGAUGCCACCGCGCUUCCGGUAGGGAAUUUGAACUGGACUAUUCAAACUUUUGAAAUUCCUCAUAGAAAAUAAAAAUAUGAACUUCAUUGUCGUUCUUUAAUUCUCCCUCGUGAUCAUGACUAACAAUAAUUUUUUUAAUUUUUUUUUUCUCAUUAAAAUUUGAAUUACUUUUUUUUCCAAAUCUUUCAUCUCGUUUCUCUCCCCGAGUAUGAGUGGUCUUUGCGGGCGCCAUGUAAGUGAGUGUAGACAUUUUUUAAAACAUUUUUUCUUUACUCUUGAUUGAUCGGGCUAUCCGAAACGUUAUUUCAUAACGGCAAUAUCAAUCACGUAAGUACGUUUAAA